Molecule: messenger RNA, 1395 nt
Organism: Pogona vitticeps (central bearded dragon)
Lineage: Eukaryota; Metazoa; Chordata; Lepidosauria; Squamata; Agamidae
Gene: TRA2B
Product: transformer 2 beta homolog
Molecular function (GO): RNA binding
Source: RefSeq, a predicted model, not a curated record
GGCUUCCGUGACGUCGUCACUUCCUCUGCAGAGAAGGCUCGCGAAGAGACGGUUUACUGAUAGCAACCGCGGUCGGCGUCCAAGGCUCUGAGGCGGGAGGAUGAGCGACAGCGGAGAGCAGAACUACGGCGAGCGGGAGUCCCGUUCUGCUUCCAGAAGUGGAAGUGCUCAUGGUUCCGGCAAGUCCCCAAGGCACUCGCCUGCAAGAUCCAGGUCCAAGGAAGGCUCAAGGCGAUCUAGGUCAAAGUCUAGAUCAAGAUCUGAAUCUCGAUCCAGGUCAAGGAGGAGUUCCCGUAGACAUUAUACAAGAUCACGUUCACGUUCUCGAUCCCACAGAAGGUCAAGAAGCAGAUCUUACAGCCGCGACUAUCGGCGCCGACACAGUCAUAGCCAUUCUCCUAUGUCUACUCGUCGGCGUCAUGUUGGCAACAGAGUAAGGCUGGGAUGGCAGCAGUUGACCAGAGAUAACUCAUCUGCAAAUCCUGACCCAAACUGUUGUCUUGGUGUCUUUGGUUUGAGCUUAUAUACAACGGAAAGAGAUCUGAGAGAGGUAUUCUCCAAAUAUGGCCCAAUUGCUGAUGUCUCUAUUGUAUAUGACCAGCAGUCCCGACGUUCUAGAGGAUUUGCCUUUGUUUACUUUGAAAGUGUGGAUGAUGCUAAGGAGGCUAAAGAACGUGCCAAUGGAAUGGAGCUUGAUGGGAGAAGAAUCAGAGUUGAUUUUUCAAUAACAAAAAGGCCUCACACACCUACUCCGGGAAUAUACAUGGGGAGGCCUACUUAUGGCAGCUCUCGACGGAGAGAUUAUUAUGACAGAGGUUAUGACAGAGGCUAUGAUGAUCGUGACUACUACAGCAGAUCAUAUAGAGGUGGUGGUGGAGGAGGAGGAGGGUGGCGAGCUGCCCAGGACAGGGAUCAGAUGUACAGGAGGAGAUCCCCGUCUCCAUAUUACAGUCGAGGAGGCUACAGGUCUCGCUCCAGGUCUCGAUCCUAUUCACCUCGUCGAUACUGAAGUAUGAAACUGAAAACUUUGUAGCUACAGACAAUUACAUUAAGAUUGCAGAUUUGUGGACAAUAUUUUGUUACUUUUGUUUAAGUCUAAAAAUGCCUAGUGAAUUAGGUGACUUUUACACCUUUUAUGAAAAGUACUUUUGGUGAAGCUUUAAAAUGCUGUUUCAUUCUGCAUAUUUGUGUAGUUGGUGUUUUGUUCAGAAAUGUGUUUUGAGAAGAGUGUGUCUUCUGCAUGUGUUUUAGUCUGAACCUUACAGAAGGAUUUCUAUGUCCCAAAUUGUUCACUCUUCAUUUAGAUUUUUUUCCAGGUUCCAAGGUAUUUUGAAGAUCAAAACCUGUGUAAUAUGCUUUGAAAUGGUGGCAUAAUAAAAGUUUUUUUUUACUUAA